AGAUACUCAUGGCUAGGAUCUCUCAGUAGGAUUCAAGUUUAUCUGUCUACAGAAAUUCACUUUGAAGUGUGGCCUGACAGAUACUGCCGCUUUUAUUAGCCUUUGAGAGUAAAGUCGGUUUCAAUGUGGUAUAUACUCCUGAUAUUCUUCUUCUCUACUGUAGAAACUUGGGACUACUGUGUCAUCGGUGCUGGACCUGGAGGCAUCCAGCUGGCAUAUUACUUCCAGAAAUCGGGAUUAGAUUAUGUAAUAAUCGAAAGAAAUAGUAUUCCAGGUUCAUUUUUUGAAGUCUACCCACGACGACGCACCCUCAUCUCCAUAAACAAGCGCCACACUGGUGAGACGAACACAGAGUUUAACAUGAGACACGACUGGAACAGUUUACUAAGCGAUGAUCCAGAGAUGGUUUUUAAACACUACAGUAAAGAGAUGUUCCCUCCCGCCGAUACUUUCUUGGAGUAUCUACAAGACUAUGUAGAAAAGUUCAAGAUAAAGAUCCAUUACAACACCAACAUCGACCAGAUCGUCCAGGAUCCGUCCGACAGCUCUUUUUCUCUUUUCACCUCAAAGUCUGACGUGUACACGUGCAAAUACGUUGUUGCUAGCACAGGAAUAUCAGUCCUUCAUAAGUUCAAAGGCUCAGAUGACGUCGAGGGCUACGACACUGUCUCCCACGACCCGCUCCACUACGAGGGAAAGAAGGUUCUUAUCCUCGGAAAAGGGAAUUCGGCGUUUGAGACCGCUGACUUGAUUUACGGACACACAGACUUCGUCCAUCUUUUGUCUCGGGACCGGGUGAAGUUAUCGUGGAACACCCACUAUGUGGGUGAUGUUAGGGGCGUUAACAACCAGCUUUUAGAUACUUACCAGCUUAAGAGUCUGGAUGCGCUAGUUGAGAGGGAUCUUGACAAACAACCAAUAGUGUUCGAGAAGAAAGGAGGUAAGAUAUUCCUGCGGGACCACGAGGAGAACAGGGGCCGUAUCCAGGAUGAAUUUCUAGGCCCCUAUGAUAAGGUCAUCAACUGUCUGGGUUUCGAUUACGAUCCGUCUCCCUUUGCAAAUCUGACGAAAACAAGAAAGGAGGAGGUGAAGGAGGAGAAAUGGACCAAGUAUCCGAGUAUGGGGUGGGAUUUCCAAUCAGCUACCGUAAAAAACCUUUACUACGCGGGCACCAUUACACACGGGCUAGAUAAGAGAGUAUCAUCAGGAGGAUUUAUACACGGGUUUAGAUACUCCUCCCGUACACUGGCCUGGAUCCUGGCAGCAAGGAACCAUGGUAUCAGGUGGCCAAGUGAGACGGUACCUCUCUAUGGCAUCGUCUCCUUCAUGCUGAAGAGAAUGAACGAAAUGAACGGUCCUUACCAGAUGUUCUACGUACUGGUGGAUGUGUACCUACGGCGUGGAAACACUAUCGAAGUGUUCAAGGAUGUCCCCCAUGGCUUGCUGCAUCGCAUCCACGAGUUGCUAGCAGAACCACGUGACGUGUCACGAGACCUGGUUGUGGUGAGGCUGGAGUACGGGGCUGGGUACUCUCAGAUUGGGGGAGACCCUUUCAGGCUCGACCGAACAGAGUUGGACCCAUACCGAGCUCACACCUGUAACUUCAUACACCCGGUCCUCUACCACUUUACCAAACUGCCGCACGCGGUGCCCAUUCGUGGGAAGUCUCUAAAGGGUGCAGCGCGUAAACUCCACCUCUCGGAGGAUCUGUACACGGACUUUGCCACUCUCACCAGACAUUGGGCCCCGCUCAGUAACUUUAUUGGGACAACUUGGAAGGAGGACAUGUCUUAUGUUUCGUCAGAAGAGUGUGUCUACAAACAUCUGACAAGAGAACGUCAAUCUGAACAGUGCAGAAAUCCAACCGUGGUUGUUACAACCACUAAAUUAGCUCAAAGAGAGACAAUCAGAAAAGCAACGAAUUUGACAAAAGCUGAGUUCCUUCUCUGUGACCUCCUCAGCCAAUGACCCAAUUCGGAGGACCAUCCAUCCAAUCGGCAAGAAUAUAACGAGUGACCCUUUUUAGGACUCAGAAUUCGUCCAAUUGAUUCUAUCAGAUUAAGAUCAGCGACCCUUUUCACAAAGUGGGCUCACACAAUUGACAAGAACAUAUAUUUAUCAGUAACCCUGUCAGUAGAAAUACUAUCAUAAUUGAUGCGAUUUUACAGAUAAGAGACUUGAGCGCAUUCUUCUUGUUUGAAAUUUUUAGUAAAAUAAAAACUCUUCAUGUA
Molecule: messenger RNA, 2231 nt
Organism: Bolinopsis microptera
Lineage: Eukaryota; Metazoa; Ctenophora; Tentaculata; Lobata; Bolinopsidae
Product: FAD-dependent oxidoreductase domain-containing protein 2-like
Exons: 18
Coding region: 124-1968 (614 amino acids)
Cellular component (GO): endoplasmic reticulum lumen
Molecular function (GO): monooxygenase activity; flavin adenine dinucleotide binding
Source: RefSeq, a predicted model, not a curated record